UCGUUUUUCGCUCAGGGAACCAGUGAUCUAUUUAUUUGGGAACCAGACUGACUGUCAUUUGAGGAAGAGUCAUAAUAACAAAAUUAUUAUUCAUUUUUAUUGCAUUAAAUCAAGAGUUUCUGAACAGCAAUCAUGUUUUCAGGCGGUGGAAAUAUGGAAAAGCAUAUGUUUAACCUCAAGUUUGCUGCAAAAGAUUUGGAGCGAAAUGCUAAGAAAUCUGAAAAGUCAGAAAGAGAAGAAAAAGGGAAACUGAAAAAGGCAAUUCAGAAGGGGAACAUGGAGGGAGCCAAGAUUCAUGCAGAAAAUGCUAUAAGACAAAAGAACCAGGCAUUAAAUUACCGCAGAAUGAGUGCAAGGAUUGAUGCAGUAUCAGCAAGAGUACAAACAGCUCUUACAACUCAAAAGGUAACGGGGUCAAUGGCAGGGGUUGUGAAAUCCAUGGAGUCGGCCAUGAAGUCAAUGAAUUUAGAAAAGGUAUCACAAUUGAUGGAUCGUUUUGAACAACAAUUUGAGAAUCUGGAUGUACAGUCACAAGUUAUGGAGAACACUAUGUGUAAUUCGUCAACAUUAACUACCCCGCAAGGACAGGUAGAUAGCCUCAUGCAAGAGGUUGCAGAUGAAGCUGGGCUGGAGUUGAACCUCGACUUACCAUCAGCACAACAGUCAACAGUUGGUCAAUCAACAGCAUCGGCAUCAGGGGAACAGGAUGAACUCUCACAGCGAUUAGCAAAGUUAAGACAGAUGUAAAAAGAACAUCAAAAAUAUUUCAUCACAAUUACAUGCGAAGGAAACAUAGUUAUUGUAUCAUCUAGUAUUAUUUCGUGACAAAUUAACAAAGUUUUUUCAGCAAUGAGAA
Ruditapes philippinarum (Manila clam) is the source of this 856-nucleotide messenger RNA. Its product is annotated as charged multivesicular body protein 1b-like. The record is from RefSeq and is a predicted model, not a curated record. Lineage: Eukaryota; Metazoa; Mollusca; Bivalvia; Venerida; Veneridae. Gene Ontology annotation, biological process: protein transport; endosome transport via multivesicular body sorting pathway; late endosome to vacuole transport. The transcript is spliced from 7 exons. Gene Ontology annotation, cellular component: multivesicular body; ESCRT III complex. The coding region runs from base 133 to 747 and encodes 204 amino acids.